ACUUCCGGGUGGCGAUGAUGUAAAGCUCAGCGUAAACACUGGUUGUCUGCCUGAACAUUGUGUUACGCUAACAAACUAACUAAGUAACAUAUAGACGUACAUAAUACAGACUGAAUAGAUUAAUUAAUGGAAUAUAUAAUCGUUGUACUGUAGUGUUGCUUGUUGAGUUGUUUCUAAAAAAUGUUUAUUUCUGAUCAGGCGCAAUAGCUGCCCCUUUCUAAGGGACGUGUUUGUACGGGUCCUUGCGUUUUUAACGUUUUUCGCGCCACCUCUGAACAGAGCAGUACAGCACAGAAUAGCAUCAUCUAUAUAUACAUUGUUUCUUAUUUAAUACUUUCGAGCAAUUAUUUUAGUGAAUAUGUACACUAGGACAUUCUUGUCGUCGUUCUGUUCACCAUAAAUGGAAGAAAGAUGUCGAUAUAAUCGGUUUUAGCUUAAUUUUUUAAAUGAUGUAUUGUACAGUUAGCCUGUUUACUUCGUUUAUUGUGAGUUAACCCUUGGCUAAGAGUCUAAGACUAAGAGCUGCCAGCAAUAUUCCAAGUCAUCCACUGAUUAAAAAAAGAAAGAAAAAAAAGUCAAGCUGUUCUUACUUGCUUUUAAAGAAGACUGGUGUAAUGACUGCUGAGGACGAAAACCUGGACGAGCUGCUCUCUUUGUUUGAGGAGAGUCAGGGUCCGGAUCCAGAGAACUCCUCUUCCAAGGAAGUGGAAGAUAACUUGGAUGGUCUUUUCGAUGAUGAUGAUGAUGAUGAAGGCGGCGAAGGUUAUGCUGAGCCAGAGGAGGAGGAUGCAACGUUGGAGAACUCGGACACAGGAGCAGAAAGUGAGCACUAUCAAUCCAAAGAGGACCUGGAAGCUGAGUUGAGGAACAUGCAAGAGAAGAUGCAGAAGCUACAGCAGCAGCUGGAGGCAUCACAAAAGUGUGCGGUUGUCUCCCGGACCAAACAUACAGAAGACGAUGCUUUCUCCUCACAAAGGCAGACAAGUACCAAGAGUUCACCAACAACCCAGCAGUACAGCAAGCCUCUGACUUCACCUUAUCAGAGCAGCAGACAAAUCAAAGCAAAUCAGAGCAGCAGACAAAUCAAAGCAAAUCAGAGCACCAAGACACCCCAGAGAGCAGCUACAGUGUCUUCCUCACCCCAGUUCUCAGCGGCAGGACUGACUAGGAAAGUGCAGAACAAGCAGAGGACUGCACAGCAACCCAAAGCAGGUAGACCGAUAUCAUCCUCCCAGAAUUCUUUGAGUCAGGGUGUGAGUGACAAGUUGUCACAGCCAGUGAGGAGUAGCAAUGUGGUCAACAACACAAUGAAGUCACCACCAGUAAGCAAAAGUGCUGGUGUAUCCCCUCCCAUUGCAAUACAGGCCACACCCCGACCAUCUGUCACUCAGGAUGUUACCGUGGAGAAAUUCUCAGGUCUCAGGCUUAGGAGACCUCGGCUGUCCUCGGUAGAAAUCGAACACAAAAUGGCUAACCGCAGAAUGAUCCGGCUUUCACAGCUGCCCGAUCGACUGGCUCGGGAAAAUCUGGAAGACAGCGACUGGGUCACGUUUGCUGUGCUGAUAAAUAAGAUCACCCCACAAAGCAAGAAUAAUGGGAAAACCUUCAGUAUCUGGAAGCUGAAUGACCUUCAUAAUUUAGAUGUCACCGUAUCACUCUUCCUCUUUGGGACUGUUCACGCAGACCUGUGGAAGACCGAUACUGGGACAGUGAUUGGUAUACUCAACCCAAACCAAAUGAAGAACAAAGAUGGCUCCAGUGAGCUUUGCCUCACAGUUGACCAUCCACAGAAGGUUCUGAUGUUGGGAGAAGCCAUGGAUUAUGGUACCUGCAAGGCCAAAAAGAAAAACGGAGAUUCCUGCACACAGCUAGUCAACUUGUAUGAAUGCCAGUACUGCCAGUACCACGUUAAAGCACAGUACAAGAAAAUCAGCUCAAAAAGGGCCGAGCUUCAGUCCAGUUACACAGGCACUGCCCCUCGUAAAGGAAAAGGCAGUGGAAGUUUACGAGAACGCCUGUGCCAGAGUGACUUCCACUACGGGGGUCUGUCGUCACUUGCAUGUGCACCAUCAAUGACUGGCCCACAGCCUAAGAAACAGCCCUCAAUUCAGGCAGUUUUGGCUUCCAUCCCUAACAAGAUGAUUGCCAUUAGAUCAGGUGAGGUGACGGGAUGUUCUGAUGACUUCAGAAGCCUAAUGACCAUGCCUACACCAGGAGCUCUGAACAUAAAGAAGCAUUUAGGAACGACUAAGACAAGAGAACUUUCCGGAGCAUCGGUUCAGUCCAUCUCUGCAGCUGAGCUCCUCAAGCAACAGAAAGCACUUCACCAGCAAAGGUUUCAGGCCAGGCACAAGAGGGCCGAGGAAAUCCAGAAGAGGGUGCUGCAAAGCACAGGAGGUGCUAUGAUUCCAGCUAGACCUUCCGUAAACAGGGCAGAUCUGUCCUCCCCGAAAGCAGCUUCAGAGGGUCGCAAAGGCUCCUCUCCACCUAGACCUGGCCUCUCCACCCCUCCUGUACCCACCUUGGGACGAGGUUACACAGAAGGAGAGGAUAUUCUACUGGACAUGUCACCUCCUCCAUGUUCAAAAAGCAUCUCUGCUGCAAAACUGGCUGCAGUCAAAAAGCUCCAAGCCAAAGGAAUGGCACUUAUUAAAGAUGACCCUAACGCUGUGAAACGCAAGCGGCUGAACAGCAAUGACCUCACAGCUCGAGUGGAGCGCAGCCUAGCCUCACCUGAAGGGGAGAAUAGAGCAGAGCUGGAGGCAGAGGAGCCAGCUCAGAAGAAGAGGCGUGAGCAGCUAGAUUAUAUCCAGUCUGAGGAGUUUCAGCACAUUCUGAAUGCCAAGUCUACAAACUCCUGGAUAAUGGGGGAGGUGGAAGAGAAGGCCAUGCAGGAUUACUUUGAGCCACUAGUACAAAAAGAGAAGUUGGAAGAGAAGAUGAAGAGUAUCAGGGAGCUGAAAUGUCGAGCAGUCACCUGUAAAACUUGUAAGUACACACACUUCAAACCAGCUGAGCGCUGCGUAGAGGAGAAACACGAUUACCAUUGGCAUGAUGCCGUCAAGCGUUUCUUCAAAUGCCCGUGCGGCCAGAGGAAGAUCAGCCUGAGCCGUUUCCCUACCGCAGCUUGCAGCAACUGUGGUGUGUUUAAGUGGGAGAGAGAUGGCAUGUUAAAGGAAAAGAAUGGACCAAAAAUUGGAGGUGAACUGCUGCUGCCACGUGGUGAAGAACACUCCAAAUUCCUCAGUGGUCUGAAAUAAAGCCAGCAGUCCUCCUGCUAUCUGACUCAGUCCUCUUCUCCUCUCACACAGUGCUCAGGGAGUCUUUUUAUUACAGUGCACAACGAUAAAACUGGAAGCCUCUCGAUUUUCCCUGAGCCAGGCCGACACCGAAGUGCUGUUAAUUUACAGCUUUUCAUAUCCGCACAUGAGGCUUGAAUGCAGUACUAAUGUAAAUUGUUGCAAUUGAUUUGCAGAAGCUCUAAUCUCAAGGUGGUUAGUGCCAACUAUUUGUCUUGGUCUUUUUUUUGUGUGUGUAUAUGUAUUUUAUAAUGUGAUAUCUUUUAAAGCAUUUUUUCUAGUUUCACUUCUGAAUCAUGUGUGGCUGUGAUAUAGUGCUUAAAUUAAACUAGCUUGACUUCUCGCAUACGUUUCUGUAAUUGUUUUUCCAUUACUGUUAUAACUUUCACAAUCAAGAAAGUAGAUUUUGAGUAAGUGUGGAUGGACCGUGACCGCCAAAGUACCCCCUUUUUGUAUCCAAGUGAGCUUUUACUGCCUGUGCGUGUCUCAGCUUAAGGGAUCAGAAGUAAUCAUUUUUUUCCUGUCAUCCUGGUGAUUGUGCAGCAAAUGACAGACCAUUUUGCUGACAGAUUUACCCUCUCCUGAAGUGCUAUUUCAUUGUCUAGGCUUUCAACUCUGGAAUGCUUAAGGCAUGAUUUUGCUCCCAGCACUGGUCUGCUGUCUCUUACAGUGCUGCAUUAAUAUAACUGUAUGUAAGAUGCAGCUCUGCAUGUCUUGAAUACUUUCUUUCUUUUCACCUUUUCUGUUUAUUAAUUUACUUUUUGUGGUUUAAGUCAUUCUUUUGAAGAGUCAGGCCAGUAUUUAUUCAGAAACAGUCUAAAAGUGCAGUAUUUUUUAUUUUUUAAUGGAAGUAAAUGCACAGUGAAGCUGAGAUCUGGCUGAGGUUGGAGAAAACAGCAGGAUGGUUCCUAUUUAGAAAUGGAAAAGUUUAGAAAAUGAUUCUGACACUUUUCAUGUCUGGAGAAGUAUGGAAUGGUUUUAUGGGAUAAUGUCAUUGUUUCCAUUUAUAGUACUAAUCCCCGGUGAUUAGGAAAUGUUGCUUUUACAGAAAUCUGUAAAUAUGAUUGGCCCAACCCAAAUAGAAAAGUUGGUUAAAAAUGAUAGAAAAUGAAAAGCAAGACAUUAUUCAAUCGGUUUCAUUUUAUUUGUUUAUUUUAUUUAUUUAAUACUUGUGUAAUUCCUAUUGUGGUCACAGAUUACAGGAUUUCGCUGUAUUUUUUUACUUCGUUUUUUUUUGUGAAAUUGCAGUAAACUGUUUUUCACUUUG
Ictalurus punctatus (channel catfish) is the source of this 4566-nucleotide messenger RNA. RefSeq names its product minichromosome maintenance 10 replication initiation factor (gene mcm10). Gene Ontology annotation, molecular function: DNA replication origin binding; single-stranded DNA binding. Gene Ontology annotation, biological process: DNA replication initiation; DNA replication. Gene Ontology annotation, cellular component: nucleus; replication fork protection complex. The record is from RefSeq and is a predicted model, not a curated record. The transcript is spliced from 18 exons. Lineage: Eukaryota; Metazoa; Chordata; Actinopteri; Siluriformes; Ictaluridae. Bases 615 to 3260 code for a protein of 881 amino acids.